AUGGGACCCUCAAGAAGCCGAUCUCGACGCGCUACGAGAUGCGAUGGAAAUACCGCAAGAGGAGCAGAAUUGUCAUUCAAUUCGCCUCCUUUCCGAUUCAUAGUUGAUGGCGAAUCCUUCUACAUCCACCAGAGUAUCAUCUCCCGUGUCUCAGAUCCCCUCAAUGCCCUCAUGACCCUUGACAUGAAAGAAAAGCGUGACGGUGAAGCUACCUUGCUAGGCGUUGACGCAACGACCUUCGACAGCUUCUGCCAGUGGGCUUACAAUGGAUCCUACAAUCCUGCAGAAUCUGUCGUGCGAGUGAUAGAGCCAACCACGCCUACGGAGAAUGGAGGAUCCGGUUUGUCGCACUCUCGCAAGGUCGCCAAUGCUUUGGCGUCGGCUGAAGCCCGGCCACUCUCAGAGAAAGAGUCUAAAGAUGAAUUCUUCUGGGCAAACGACUUUUUUGGCUCAUUCGAUUUCGAUGGCCACCAAGUGAACAGCAAGAUGUCAAGAGCUCAUAUGCGAUCCCGAUUCAUUAAGCUAAGAGAUAUUAAGUCUCUUACCCACAUGCCCCAACGAAACAGCAGUCUCGAUGAGGACUUCACGGACGUCUUCCUUUCCCAUGCUCGACUCUACGUCUUUGCAGGCGAGAAGCUGAUAUAUGACCUCAGCAAAUACGUAUUGGGGCAACUCCAUGCUAUCCUCGCCAGCUUCACACUCUACGGAUGCCGCACAGGUGAUAUCGUGGCUCUUUUAAAAUACGUGUAUGAGAAUACGGUCAGGGACGGACAAGAUCACGAUAGAGGUCUGGGCCAUGAGUGUGCAUAUACCGCCAGGAAUGAGCUGCGUAACAUGUUGACCGAUUAUAUCGGUUGGCAGCUAGAGACUUUGAUGCUAGACGAGGAGUUUAGAUCGCUGCCAUUCACUAUGGAAUCGAAUGGCCCAGAGUUUCAUGAGGACUUCUUGCAUGUGGUUAUGCGAAGGUUGUAG
Messenger RNA from Bacidia gigantensis, 972 nucleotides. RefSeq lists its product as uncharacterized. The transcript is spliced from 2 exons. Bases 1 to 972 code for a protein of 323 amino acids. Gene Ontology annotation, molecular function: protein binding. NCBI's taxonomy places the organism in Eukaryota, Fungi, Ascomycota, Lecanoromycetes, Lecanorales, Ramalinaceae. The record is from RefSeq and is a predicted model, not a curated record.